Messenger RNA from Jaculus jaculus (lesser Egyptian jerboa), 945 nucleotides. RefSeq names its product olfactory receptor 56A4-like. Gene Ontology annotation, cellular component: membrane. Lineage: Eukaryota; Metazoa; Chordata; Mammalia; Rodentia; Dipodidae. Gene Ontology annotation, biological process: G protein-coupled receptor signaling pathway. The record is from RefSeq and is a predicted model, not a curated record. Gene Ontology annotation, molecular function: olfactory receptor activity.
AUGGCAUUCUUUAGCCGUAACUCCACUGCUCUGGUCUCUGAAUUCUUCCUCAUCUGUUGCCCUAACUACCAGAGUUGGCAGCACUGGCUGUCCCUGCCCCUCAGCUUCCUCUUCCUCCUGGCCGUGGGAGCCAACAUCACCCUCCUCGUCACCGUCCGGCUGGAGGCCUCUCUGCACGAGCCCAUGUACUACCUGCUCAGCCUCCUCUCCCUGCUGGACGUCGUCCUCUGCCUCACCAUCACCCCCAAGGUCCUGGCCAUCUUCUGCUUUGACCACAGGGCCAUCAGCUUCCCGGCCUGCUUCCUCCAGAUGCUCAUCAUGAACUGUUUCCUGACCAUGGAGUCCUGCACCUUCAUGGUCAUGGCCUACGGCUGCCAUGUGGCCAUCUGCAAACCUUUGCGGUACCCCUUCAUCCUAACUGACCAGUUUGUGGCUCAGGCUGCCUUGUUUGUUAUAGGCCGAAAUGCCCUUUUCAGUCUCCCUGUUCCCAUUCUUUCUGCCAGGCUGAGGGACUGUGCAGGGAGCAUCAUCAAGAACUGCAUCUGCACUAACCUGUCUGUGUCCAAACUGUCUUGUGAUGACAUCACCUUCAAUAAACUCUACCAGUUCGUAGCAGGUUGGACACUGCUGGACUCUGACUGUACCCUUAUCAUUCUCUCCUACUUCUUCAUCUUGAAAGUUGUGCUAAGGAUCGAGGUGGAGGGAGCUGUGGCCAAGGCCCUGAGCACGUGUGGUUCCCACUUCAUCCUCACCCUCUUCUUCAGCACGGUCCUCCUGGUGCUGGUCAUCACUAACAUGGCCAGAGAGAGGAUUCCCCCGGAUGUCCCCAUCCUGCUCAACAUCCUGCACCACCUCAUUCCCCCAGCUCUGAACCCCAUUGUUUAUGGGGUGAGAACCAAGGAGCUCAAGCAGAUUGGAAUCCGGAACCUGCUGAAGAGGUUCUAA